Synchiropus splendidus (mandarinfish) is the source of this 2548-nucleotide messenger RNA. It is a transcript of the gene rgs9a, whose product is annotated as regulator of G protein signaling 9a. Gene Ontology annotation, biological process: intracellular signal transduction; regulation of G protein-coupled receptor signaling pathway; G protein-coupled receptor signaling pathway. The record is from RefSeq and is a predicted model, not a curated record. Bases 101 to 1546 code for a protein of 481 amino acids. The transcript is spliced from 17 exons. NCBI's taxonomy places the organism in Eukaryota, Metazoa, Chordata, Actinopteri, Syngnathiformes, Callionymidae.
GGAUGAGUGCGGUCACUCCUGCCAGAGUCUUUCUGGUGAAGCGCAGGGAUAAUUCCAUUCCUUAUUUCUCUUCUCAUUUGGAGCUGAACCAGGCGCAAGAAUGACGAUUCGCACGAACCGCCCGGACCGGCUGCAGCAUUUCCGGCCUCGCAUUCACUGCUUAAAGAAGCUGGAGGCCAUUGUUGUUGAGAUGCAGGACCAGAAAAGUGGGGUCAAAGGUUCGGAGCAGAAGCUUAACGUCACCUCCAUCCCUCAUGUGAUCGCUGGGAAGGACGUCGUGGCGUGGCUUGUCAAUAAGAUGAAGAGCCCUGUGGAAGAGGCCCAGGCCUUCGGCACCAUGCUGGUGGCCUACGGCUACAUUUACCCUCUGCAGAACCACAAGAAGCUGGUGCUGUGCAACGACUCCAACAUGUACCGCUUCCAGACUCCAUAUUUCUGGCCGACACAGAAAUGGUUUGCGGAAGACACAGACUACGCCAUUUACCUGGCAAAGAGGAACAUCCGUAAGAAGGGUCAGCUGGAACCGUACGAGCAGGCGCAUUACAACCACCUCCACAAAUGGCUGAAUCACAAGUGGGACUUCAUUGUCAUGCAGGCCACCGAGCAGUACAAAGCCGGGAAGGAGCGGAAGAAGCCGGACCGCGUGGUGUUCGACUGCCAGGAGAGAGCUUUCUGGAUAGUGAACAGGCCCCCGAAGCGCACGUUCAGCGCCAUGGACACUGGUCCAGAGCGUCUGAUCGAUCCCAACACGGAGCAGGUCGCAUCCUUUGAUGAGCUCAGGCGAAGGCACAUCUUCUACCAACAAGCUAUCAUGAGGUCAAAGGUGAAGUCCAGCGUGUCCCUCGGAGCAUUGGUCAAGUACAUCACGACCUACAAAAACCACGACCCGUUCCUGGCUCCGUGUCUACCCAGCAACCCCUGGCAGACGGACAACGACUCGUACUGGAACCUCAACAUGAGGAGGGUGGACUUGCCCACCAAGAUGCGGGUGGAGCGUUGGUCCUUCAGCCUGUUCGAGCUGCUGAGCGACCUCAGAGGUCGAGACGACUUCAAGAUCUUCCUCAAGAAGGAGUUCAGUGGCGAGAACUUGGCGUUUUGGGAGGCUGCUGAGGAACUGAAGUGGGGCACUGCGUCCUCCAUGUCCUCCAAAGCAGAGUCCAUCUUCAAGAUGUUUCUGGCACCUGGCGCCCCCCGCUGGAUCAACAUCGACGGCAGAACGAUGGGGCUCACUGUGAAGGGCCUGGACCAUCCACACCGCUACGUGCUGGAGGCAGCACAGACCCAUGUCUUCCUGCUGAUGAAAAAGGACACGUUCUUCCGGUACCUCAAGUCUCCAGUCUACAAGGACAUCCAGAAGAAGGCGCUGAACCCUGAACCGCACAACUUCAGCCCGGCCCAGGUGGAGCAGAACGCCCAGAACCGGGCCCCAGGAAUCCAUCCAAUUAUUCUGUGGAAGCAGGAGGAGGAGGAGAAGGCCAAAGCUGCCGCGGCGUCUGCUCCGGUCGACGUCAAGACCAUGAUGAGCAAGAUAGACAGGAAGAAGUAGAGAGCUCCUCCAGCGCAGCUGAGGAGGAAACCUUAGAAACCAGCACUCCUAGUGGAUUCCUGUCCUAAAGGGUCGCUUCCUCGCUGACCCGCUGGGGGUGGAGGAUCUCACUCUUCGCCCCCUGAAACUACUUCUGUCUCCACGUCAGCUGCAAGAUGUUUAAAUGUAGUUCCACCGUCACUUCUGUGCUGGGAGAAGGAUUGCUCUUUCUUCUGAAGAAAAUACAUUCCAGUACGUAACAAAUAAAGAUCCACGUGACAUUAGAGUCUGAGCUGGUUUGACCCAGGCGCACGGUCUGCAGGGGAAUGAAACGCAGUACAGGAGCCACUGAUCCCAGAACCCAGAGCUACUCACUCUCAUUUAUUCUGUACAAAGCGUGGCAAAGUCCAGUGGUGCGGCGUCACUUGCCAGACAGCCAGCUGAGCUUGAACAGCGACGGUGCUGCCGCGUCCUCGUCCUGAUCUGCCAGCUGCCUGAAGAAGCUGCCGGGCCGGACCUGGUCAUCAGAAGUGGAUGUGGACACGGUGGGAGCCUGUGAGCAGACCGCAAGAGCUUCAGUCCCAGAGUUGAAGGACCGCGGUUUCAGAGGAAGCUGCAGCUCAACAUUCUCUCAGUCAGAACACAUGUCCACCGACAUUCCUGACCAGCACGCUGUUAUGACGGGGAUGUUAAUGACCAUCACCCUCUUGUGGAGCAAAACAAUCCAGUGAGAUUCUUAUGUCACGCGUGUUUUUUGGAGGCGUCUGAUGUGUCCCAGAGUGGGAAGAAUGAAGACCACCUGAUCCACAGGUAAAAGCUCCUUCCAAACCUCGACCCGACGGUUAGAGUGACACCCUUGGGUUGGUCUGAAGGAUUAAACACUGUGUGAGCAGUCACACUGGGGAACUUGCCUGUGAGUCCUGAAUUCAAAAUCUCUGCAGAGGCAGCAGGUGGAACACAAACAUUUAUCCAAAAAGGAACAAACCAGAACAGAGAAAGUGAGUGAGUGAGUGAGUGAGUGAG